AUUAAUAUCGAGAGCCAUACACGCGUGAAGACUGUCAUUGUUAACAAAAACUUUUUUCGAGAUCGAAGCUCUUAUCUGAAAAUUCGGAGAAGCUAGAGAGGUUUCUGAGAUGGCUCGUACUAAGCAAACAGCUCGUAAGUCUACUGGAGGAAAGGCUCCUAGGAAGCAGCUUGCUACAAAGGCUGCACGUAAGUCUGCGCCAACCACUGGAGGAGUUAAGAAGCCCCAUCGUUACCGUCCUGGAACUGUUGCUCUUCGUGAAAUCCGUAAGUACCAGAAGAGUACUGAGUUGCUGAUCAGGAAGCUCCCUUUCCAGAGGCUUGUUCGUGAGAUUGCCCAGGACUUCAAGACUGAUCUGCGUUUCCAGAGCCAUGCUGUGCUUGCACUCCAGGAGGCUGCAGAAGCAUACCUUGUUGGUCUCUUUGAGGAUACUAACCUCUGCGCCAUCCAUGCCAAACGUGUCACCAUAAUGCCAAAAGACAUUCAACUUGCACGCAGGAUCAGAGGAGAGCGUGCUUUUCUUGUGAAUACGUUCGCAGAGAUGGCUCGUACCAAGCAAACCGCUCGUAAGUCCACCGGAGGAAAAGCUCCAAGGAAGCAACUUGCUACUAAGGCUGCUCGUAAAUCUGCACCAACCACUGGUGGAGUCAAGAAACCACAUCGUUACCGUCCUGGAACUGUUGCUCUCCGUGAAAUCCGUAAGUACCAGAAGAGUACUGAGUUGCUGAUCAGGAAACUCCCAUUCCAGAGGCUAGUCCGUGAGAUUGCUCAAGAUUUCAAAACUGAUUUGCGUUUCCAGAGCCAUGCUGUCUUAGCUCUCCAGGAAGCUGCUGAAGCAUACCUUGUUGGUCUCUUUGAAGACACUAACCUCUGCGCCAUUCACGCCAAGCGUGUCACCAUUAUGCCUAAGGAUAUUCAGUUGGCUCGUCGUAUCAGAGGUGAACGCGCUUAAGAACCUCCUCCUACCCAAGAAAAAAACCGAUCAAGGUUUAUUAACUUCGCUCUGCGGAUUUGAUUUCAUGAUUGAUUGGUCUACUACUAGUUUUUUUUCUUUCUCGCAAUUGCUGUGUUUUUUUCUUCUUAAUUUCGGGUAUGUAGUAGGGAAAAAACCAAAUUAGUAGUAACAAGUCUGCAAUCUUGUGUUCUUUUAAGCUUAUAUGUGUAUUGCUUUUAACUCUUUGUUAAAUUAUUAUGUUUUUCUUAA
Messenger RNA from Camelina sativa (false flax), 1204 nucleotides. RefSeq names its product histone H3.3. The record is from RefSeq and is a predicted model, not a curated record. Gene Ontology annotation, cellular component: nucleosome. NCBI's taxonomy places the organism in Eukaryota, Viridiplantae, Streptophyta, Magnoliopsida, Brassicales, Brassicaceae. Gene Ontology annotation, molecular function: protein heterodimerization activity; DNA binding; structural constituent of chromatin.